ACUUCACACUCAGCGAGCACAAUCAAGACACAUUCAACAGAGGAUUAGCAAAUGCUGCAAAGACCGUGGGUGCCUGGAUCAUCACGAAAGGUUACUAUUGCGGAGUUCACAAAGCAGUUGGUGAAGCAGUUCGUGUAAGUCAAGUGAUGAGUGGGACAUCCAACAAAGGACAAGAAAGGGACCGGAUUUACUGCAUUGGUAUAAUUCCUUGGGGCUACGUGGGGAAUUCAGAAUCACUUGUUGGCGAAAAAGGAAAGGGUCUGUACCCAGCUGAAUACAAGGUUAACCCCAUUGUGAAGCGAAAAGAGCCAGUUUCCCUGGAUCCACAUCACACUCACUUCCUGUUGGUAGAUGAUGGAACCAUGAUGUCGUAUGGGUAUGACAUACCGUAUCGUGCGGAACUCGAGAACGCAAUGACAGAACUAGCUGACGAAGGACCAACUGAUAGAGUACCAACUGACAAGACUAAAGCAAUAUCAGUGGUGAAAAUUUGCUUGGGAGGUGGUGAGGACACCAUCAAUUCCGCAAAGAUAGCUGUUGAAAAGAAGACUCCCGUUGUCUUUUGUGAGGGUACCGGAAGAGCAGCUAACUUGCUAGCUGAAGCAAGCAAGAAUUGUGUUUUCGAUGAGCUUAAUAAAGUGUGGAUAAUUGAACCUUCUAAGCAGAAAGAUAUUAAUGGAAGAAUAGCAAGCGUGUGUCAAUUUGGUGAUGAUCCUAAAAAAAAGGAAAAAAUAAAAGAUCUAGAAGAAGCAAUCAGCGUUAUAAUGAAACAUAAAAGAAUGAUAACUGUCUUUAGCAUGGAUGGCGGUGAACAAGCAGGUUUGGAUUUAGCGAUACUAAAGGCUAUUCUCAAAGGCGAGGCGGCGAAACCUGAGUCCCAGUUGGAGCUGGCCCAGUCAUGGGGUAGAGCCGAUGUUGCUAAGAGUAUAUUUGAAGGCAACAACGAAUGGAAACCUGAUAGUUUUGAUAAGUUUGUGACAAAGGCAUUAAAGAAAAACCAAGUCGAUUUCCUUCAACUGUUUUUAGAAAAUGGCGCCAUCAUGAAAGAAUAUAUAGAUACGCACCUAACUGACUUGUAUAACAAAGAAGAAAAAGUUCUUUAUCGAAAGCUACUAGAUAAACUGAAGUUACCCAGAGCUUGUGAUGACAUGUCAACAUGUUGUACAUCCGGAUCCGCAUCCGACGAUGUCCAGAUGGUUUCACAAUUUGAACACCCCUUCACAGAGUUGUUUGUGUGGGCAAUUUUAGGAAGCAGAAUGGAUCUUGCAGAGUUCCUUUGGGAGCGUGGUGAGAACCAAGUGUGUUUAGCUAUUGUUGCUUAUCGAAUGAUCUCUUCAAUGUCAAAAAAAGAGAAAGAUUCAGCCAGUAAAUUUGAAGAGCUUGCUCUCAGUGUCAUUCAAGAGUGUUUUUGCACGAAUGAAGAGCUAGCCCAAAGGAUGAUAACGACCCCCCAUAAGCUAUGGGGUGGCAUGGACACCCUAAAAAUAGCUGCCAACUCAAACUUUAAGGAAUUCAUUUCGCAUCCAUGUGCCCAGGCCGUCCUUGACAAUACCUGGAAGGGCGGUAUGCAAUGCUCGUGGUGGGAGGGAGUUUUGGCUUGGAUUUUUCCUCUGUUGCUGCUGGUAAUUACUUACAAGACGGAAAAAUUGGCAUGUGCAAGUAUUUGUAAAGUUUGGAAGGUUUAUAAUGCACCUGUAACAAAGUUUAUUGGCGGAGUGAUGUCAUAUAUGUUGUUGCUACUGUUGUUUAGCUAUGUGUUGAUAUUCAAUUUUCAAUCAAAGCCUUCAUUCUGGGAAAAUGUACUUUUCGCCUGGAUUUGCACUCUCAUCAUUGAAGAAAUUCGACAAUUAAAGGUAGACCCACUUCAAUGGGCGCGCAGUUACUGGAAUUGGGCUGACGUCUUUAUGUUGAUUCUAGCCUUAGUUGGGUACGUCUUACACUUGAGCUCAAAGAAGACAGAAAGUGCCAAAGAAUUGUUCUCUGCCAGCUGUUUUUUAUUCUAUGUCAGGUUACUUAGAUUUUAUGCUGUUUAUGAGCGUCUUGGUCUAAAAAUAGUUAUGAUAAGGAAAAUGAUAUUUCAGCUAUUGCUGUUUCUUGGUAUUUUACUUGUUUUUAUGGUCGGUUAUGGUGUAGCCAUUCAGUCUCUUCUCUUUCCUAACGAAAAAGACGUUGGUGAAGCUAUUGUUGGUGUCUUGUACAUGCCUUACCUCCAGAUUCUUGGUGAAUUGUUUCUGGAUGUUACAAUUGAAGGUAAUCUUGAAGACUGCAGUAGUAACAACACAGACGAUAACCUGCAUCUUUGUCCCAAGACGGGUCCCGUGGUUUCGAUACUGUUUGUCAUCUACCUGUUGGUAGGAAACGUCCUGUUAUUGAACCUCCUCAUUGCAAUAUUCAGUUUUGUUUUUGAUGAGAUUCAAAGCAAAUCCGAGAUGAUUUGGAAGUAUGAAAGAUAUGCACUAGUGAUGGAAUAUGUUGAUAAACCUACUCUCGUACCACCAUUUCAUGUCUUUGAAAUAAUUAUCAAAUGGUUGUACAGAAAGCACAUCAACUCAUGUUGCAAACAGCAUUCCACAAAUGGUUUGUACGAGACAGAUGAUGAGUUGAAAACAUUCGAGAAGGAAUGUGCUGCAAGAUAUCUUUGGAAGAAGGCAGAACUACAAUAUUCAGAAGUUAGUGAGAAGGUUGACAGAAUUGAAAAAAAGCUUGACGAUUUGUUAAAAACAAAGUCAAACAAAUCAGAAGAAGGCAAUUUAGAUGUUAGUGUCAAGGUUGACAGAAUUGAAAAAAAGCUUGACGAUCUGUUGAAAAAGGGUAAAGGUAAGGUAGGAGGUAGGUUCUGAGCAAUCUACGGAUAGAAAUAAUCGCAUUGGUCGGAUGGUUGGUACGGUUCCAUCAUGUCUGAGGGCUCGUAACUUCAAUGAUGGCACGCCAUCUGUCGAUCUGCAGCCAAUUGAUACAGCCAAACCAAAGAUAUAUUUCUGUCUGUCCACCUCCACUUGGACGGCUGUGCUUUCGAGUUCCCUUGAUCUCGAUGUGCCAAACACAUUGGACAUUGACUAAUCUCAAAGUGUAAUCGAAUUUAACAACGAAUUGCAAGUUAUGUAAUUAUAAUUAUUCAGACAAGAGGGGAAAGUUUUGCUUUGUAGCCUAUUACAAAUGAAAAACGAAAUUCUGAUAUUUUAUGUAGAGAUUUUGUUAUUUUAUAUAGUUAAAUACUAUGGCAUUUAAACAAUGGUAGGGUAUAGGACGAUAUCUUUUUGAUUGUCGUUUUGGCUUAUAGUCUAUAUUAACAGGUAUUUGUAAUAGUAUUACAUUUCUUUAUUGGUUUUAGUUGUAGAGAGAAAUAUGAAUGCUUAGCAUAAUCUUCAAUUUCAGAUAUUAUACUAUUGCUGCCUAGUGUUAUUAAAGUAUAUUGAGCAUUUAACGCAUUGGGCAUUGAAUAAUUACAAAGUAUGGGGGACAUUUCGUGAGCCCACACCCACCGAAAAUUUUAGGAAAUAGUAGCUCUAGAUGACCGGAAAUGACACUUUUAUAUAGAAAAAUUCAUCAUCACAUCACCAUUAUAAUACAUUAGUCAAAAUGAAGCGCCAACAAAUUUCUCAUGAUGUUUACCAGCGAUUUUCGGCAACCAUAGAUUUAAUAUUGUACUAUAGAAAAUAAAUAUUAAAAACAUUGUCUUUGAUGUAUUUAAUUUUUUUUUGAAUUAGUAGAUGGCUAGAUGCUUUUGAAUGUCAUCUGAAAAGAAGUUAAGCUUAAAAUAUAAAGUGUAUGUUUUACGAGAUUAGCCUACUACAUGUAACAUGUAUACAUGAGAAGCACACACAAGACGAGUGACCAUAUUUUUUUAAAUUUCGAGGUCACCAAAGGGCGGUCGCUAAUCACCCUAUUCGCCAACCCCCACCCCCGAUUCGCCACAUGUACUUGUAGCCUCUGUUAAGCAAGGGAUCGUGGUAUUUAAUGUAGUUAAACAUUAUGACAUUUAAUAAACAAAAUGAUUAUCAUCUUUGUUUAUAGCUAUAGGCCAAAUUACAAUAUUUUAGAUGGUUUCUUUAGAAAUAUGAACGUAGCUGCACCAAAUAUUUUCAAUUUCAAGUAUAUUAUCAUUACUCAGUAGUAUAUUGAGUAUAAACGCAUUGAACAUUGACUAACCUCAACGUGUAAUUGGAUUAAACGAUGAAUUGCGAGCUAUCACGUUUAAUACUGUACAGCAUCCGCAAACGUUAAAAUAUAAAAGCAUAGAUAUUGUAAACAGAAAAUAGUUUGAAAACACAGUUCAGACUAUUUCAGACCUUAUUGAGACCUGAAAUGUGGGGUUGUCUUCAGUUAGCGGGUUGGUUUUACAUUUAAAAAACUGCCAUUUCAUUAAAAAAAAAAAAAAAAUGUGGGAUCUAGAUGUUUUUUAUCACUUUGUUUAUUGAUUGCUUGUAUAUUAUCUUGACAUACAGGCUAUUGUUCCAUUGUCCCUAUACCUUGCUUCACUUCAUGUUUGUAUACAGUAUUUGUCGUACGUCCGGUACAUAUUUAUAUUGUGUCAUCUUUAAUAAAAUCUGGCAAAUUUAUACCUUGUUCCCAGGUUAUAUUUAGUAAAAUAUAUAUAUUUUUCCCACAUUGGCACUUUUAAUGGAAAGCUAACUGCUAAGUGCUGUAGUUUGGGUUAUAUUUGAUCUAUACUCAUUUGAAGGAUGAAUUCAUUUCUACCUUAAGAAAUUUAAGAAUUUACAACUGGUACAAUCAUUAGGCUGCAUUAUUUAUUGCAAAUGUUAUUCAUAUACCUAUAUACAGUAAUUUGUUUUUUCAUGAAGACAAUACAAUGUGUAAAUAUCUGCUUGCAAAAAAGAGAUUUAAAUGCAUUUGAUGUAACAAUAAAUUGCACAUAAGAACCCACAAACUUCAUUUUGUUUUGUUUUUGUCAAAAGUUGUGGUUUUAUUGAUUUUAUCAUUUACUUAUUGUUAUUUGUCAAAUCUUUAAUUGUCUACUAUUUUUAAUUCUAAAGAAAAUUAUCAGUUGCAAUUAGGCCAUGUAAAAAAAUUAGUUGCUAGUCUAAACCUAUAUUGUAGGCAGUGGCAAUAAAGAAACUAUUAUAUUAUUUCUUUACAUGACCUAUUUGAAGUAGCAUCUUCAAAAUCCUGGAUCAACCAGCAGGAAAAGAUACACAAGGAGACUGUACUCUCACACUGGCUUCCUCUUGAGAUUGGGCAUUUUUUGAAAAUUAUGCUUACAGUCGAUAUAACAUACACCUUUACAAUGAAUACAUUGUUACAAAGUGUCACUUUGAUAUACCAGUUUUCUUCACUUUCAGCUGAGGGGGCGUGUGACAAACACUAUGGGAUCACUAUCACCGAUAGUCGUAUUUGUACAUGUUGUAUGCAUGUUUUGACAAAAUAGCACAUUAAAAAAAUAAUUUGAAGAAAUUCUGGAAUGCGUGAGAAUAUAUAUAGGCCUCGCUUGAGAGGUCGAAGGUAAACGCGUGAGACUUGUGAAAUGCGCGAGACUUGACAGGACUGCUCUGUCCCACUAUGAAGCAUUAUGUGACAAAUACACACGUGAUACAAAAUCUCUGUCUAGACAUCAAAUUUUCUUUUACAAUAUAUCCAUACGUAGUCAUGAUGUGUAUAUUGGGCCUGCCAUGCCAAAACCAGCAUCAGCGAUCAGAACAAGAAAACUUUUUAAUAUUAUAUUCUCCACAUUAUAAGCUUUGUCGUGAUUCUAAUUGUUGCUGAUUUUUUUUUUUUUUUUUCCUCCUGUGUCAGUCCUUUUUCUCUGUGUUCUGAUUUUCUCGCUUGUUGCAUUUUAAUGAUAUUUGUGAGGCCUCACCACAAAAUGAGUCUCAUGGUUGGAAUAUGAACAAAAAUUGAGUUUAUAUUAUAUUUGGGUAGAUCGCAUUAUAAUCUUUAAUUUGGUCUUUGAAUGGCUUCACUAGGAUAUGUAGAUCCAGAGAUGUGAGCAUUUAAAUAUUAUGUGUAAAAAAACCACAUUUUGAAAGAAUUGGCCUCCAAGAUAAACUCUCCUGUACAAAUAAUAGGACUAGAAUUACAGAAUAUGCAGAGAACACUGUUUUAGUAGGAAAAUUCACCUAAAAAGUAUAUAAUCAUUAAAUAUAAAUGUCAAGUUAUCAAAAAACAUUAAAAUCAAAAUUGUGUAAAUUUUUGACUUUUUUGGUGAUUAUCUCAAAAUGAUUUCACCAACGAUGCGUCUCAUUUCGUGGUGAGACCUCACAUUUUAUCUUUUAAUAAUCUUGUAUUUUGUACAUUUUGUAAAUCUACUUGAAAUUCAGUUAUAUUUUACUGCUAUGAGUUAUGAUAAUAAAAAA
Messenger RNA from Anneissia japonica, 6311 nucleotides. Its product is annotated as transient receptor potential cation channel subfamily M member-like 2. The coding region runs from base 147 to 2840 and encodes 897 amino acids. Gene Ontology annotation, cellular component: membrane. Lineage: Eukaryota; Metazoa; Echinodermata; Crinoidea; Comatulida; Comatulidae. Gene Ontology annotation, biological process: calcium ion transmembrane transport. The transcript is spliced from 20 exons. The record is from RefSeq and is a predicted model, not a curated record. Gene Ontology annotation, molecular function: ligand-gated calcium channel activity.